AGUCCGUGGGCGAAUAGGCAUUACUGACGGGCGGUAAGUCCCAAACACUCUCGGUAACCUGUUGCUAGCGGAGUUCUUGAAUCAUACUAGCUUUGGAACUUUUUCAUCGCUUGGAUUCAGCAAAGAAAGAUCAAACAUAGCUGAGAGAGUUUUGACUGACAGCUUUUGUACAUACUCAGACAGAUGGACGAUGGAAUCAUAUUUUUAAAUUAAGCUAAGGAAACCUUAACAAAACAAACCAAAAAAGGGUAUAGCAAUCUACACAAUACGUUUUACUAUUUGCCUGUUUGUUUGUUUAUUUUUUUCCAGUACUGACAUCUGCAGAUAGCCACUGAAUGUAUUGCAUUUUCGCUAAAUAUUCAGCAACAGUGACGAGUUUGUUCGUUAGAUGUGGUUUUAAGUUGUGAUAAGGUGAAACGUGGAUGCAGUGCGCACUUCACCGGGAAACGAGCCGUGCGACUCCGGACAGAUUAAUCGGGUUUAUUUCAGGAACUAUCCGUCAUACCGCACCUGGGGAGAACUCAUUCAUCCAUCGAUGUGAAACAGACGUGAAAUGGUUUUCACUUUUUCUCCGAGUUGCGAAGGGAUAACUUAGACACAUUACUCUCACAAUGAAACUGUUGAACUUAUUUUGUGUAAUUGCCGGAUUGUGGAGGAUGCUGUCAGCCAGCAGAAGCUGUCCGGAUCUCGUUAUUGACGGCUGUCGCUGUACGUCCGAAAGACACAUGGAGCUAAGCAGACAGACAGUCCGUGUGAAAGUUGUGUGUAGCGGAGCGGAGUUAAUGGACACCUUCCACCCCAGUUUUCUUCCGAAUACCACGGUUUCGCUGGUCCUCAGCCAUAACAAGAUCUCCUUGCUGAAAAACAGCUCCUUCUUGGGUCUUUCAUACCUGGACAGACUAGAUCUGAAGAAUAAUCUAAUUAGUACCAUCGAGCCUGGUGCAUUCCGUGGACUGGCAGUGCUGCGGAAACUAGAUCUCUCCAAUAACAGGAUUGGCUGCGUUUCUCCUGAAAUGUUUGUUGACCUCGUCAAUCUCUCCAAAUUGAAUUUAUCAGGGAACAUCUUCUCGUCUCUGCCAGACGGACUGUUCACCCACCUUCUGUCCCUCGAAGUACUGCACUUCAGCUCGGAGUCUCUGUACUGUGACUGUCACCUGCAGUGGCUGCUGGUGUGGGCGCGGGUCAGCUCUGUGCGCAUUGGGAACAGCACGCCCUGCGCCUACCCCACCCACCUGCACGGCCUGGAGUUCCGCAGCCUCCGGGAGCAACAGCUCACGUGCGUGGCACCCCUGGAGCUUCCCCUCUUCCAGCUCAUCCCGUCCCAGCGGCAGGUGGUGUUUCGGGGAGACAGGUUGCCGCUGCAGUGCACUGCUUCAUACCUGGACGAGUCGAUCAGACUGCAGUGGAGCCACAAUGGCCGCCCUGUGAGCACACAGGAGCAGAGCGGCGUUCUGGUGGAGGACAGCAUCGUACACGACUGCUGCCAAGUCACCAGUGAACUCAUCCUCUCCAAUAUUGACAUUGGUUUGUCGGGCCACUGGACCUGUCUGGUGACCAGUUCCCGUGGAAACAGCUCCAGAAGCAUGGAGAUUGUUGUUCUGGAAACUUCUGCGCCUUACUGCCCAGCUGAGCGAGUUACCAAUAACAAGGGGGACUUCAGGUGGCCCAGGACACUAGCCGGGAUCCUGGCCUUCCUGCCCUGCCUCCCUCACUCUUUCGGGUCCUCCCAACACUCCUCCGCCCCGCGGGAGAAGAAAGCUUGGCGGCGAUGUGACCGGGCGGGGCACUGGGCGGAGGAGGACUACACUCAGUGUGCCUACGCCAGCGAGUUCACUCGAGUCCUCUACCAGCUCAGUCAGAUGGCGAUCAACGUCACCAAUGCCCAGGCUCUAGCACAGCAGCUCUCUGCCUUCACCAGCAGGGCGGCGCUCUUCGACGAUAAGAUGGACAUCAUCUUCGUGACGCACAUCAUGGAGAGACUCCUGCGCUUUGUGGACCGGAUACAAGAUCUGGGAGACUACAUCUCGGACAUCGCCAGCAACAUGAUGCAGGUGGAGGAGCAUGUGCUGUGGAUGGCGCAGAACGAGGCCCGGGCCUGUACACGCAUGGUGCAGUGUGUGGAGCGCAUCGCUGACCUGGCCCUCACCGGCCACACCCCGGUCAUAUCCAAGGUUUCGCCCAACAUCGCUCUGGAGGCGUUCAUGAUAAAGCCGUCCAGUUUCACCGGGCUGUCGUGUACGGCGCUCCAAAGGGCGCCCCUCACCCCCGAGGGGCACCCGGUCCGCCCCGCGGAGGCCGAGAAACCCGCCGGAUCCCUGCUCAAUUUCAAAUGCAGUACAGCCGACACCAGCUCUCCCCUGCUGGCCCAGCCUGGCAAGAACGCAGUGGCAGUCGCUUCUAUCCAAUUACCGCUGGCUGGUUCUCCUAGCUCCCCUGCGUUGCAAUCUGUUGAUAACUCCACUUGCAAGCUGCAGUUUAUUGUCUUUCGAAAUGGGAAACUCUUUCCUUGCACAGGGAAUUCGUCAAAUCUCGCAGAUGAUGGGAAACGUAGGAGUGUUUCGACACCAGUUGCUUUCACUAAAUUAGAUGGGUGCAGCGGAGGGAGCUGGAGCCUCUCUCAGCCCGUUACCGUUGCCCUCCGGCACUUCGCGCUGGGUGUAGACCCAACUGCAGCCUAUUGGGAUUUUGACCUUCUAGAUGGACACGGGGGCUGGAGGGCAGAAGGGUGCCACAUAACGGGCUCUUUGGGCAAUACCACCACCAUUCAUUGUGCGCACCACAAUAACUUUGCAGUGCUAAUGGAUCUAAAGAAGGUGCUGUCCUUUCCGCCCUACCCUGGGGAGUUUCUGCACCCCGUUGUGUACGCAUGCACGGCUGUUAUGUUGUUGUGCCUGUUCGCGUCCAUCAUUACCUACAUCGUGCAUCACAGCGCAAUCCGCAUCAGCAGGAAGGGAUGGCACAUGCUGCUCAACUUCUGCUUCCACACCGCGCUGACCUUCGCCGUGUUCGCGGGCGGGAUCAACCGCGUCAAGUACCCCGUCAUCUGCCAAGCCGUGGGCAUCGUGCUGCACUACUCCUCUCUGUCCACCAUGCUGUGGCUGGGGGUCACGGCCCGCAACAUCUACAAACAGGUCACCAAGAAGCCCCCACAGUCACAGGACGGAGACCCGGCCCCCAGCUCCAAACAGCCAAUGCUGAGAUUUUAUUUAGUCAGUGGUGGAGUGCCCUUCAUCAUCUGUGGAAUCACAGCUGCCACCAACAUUGACAGCUAUGGCAGCGGAGAACAGGCCCCUUACUGCUGGAUGACGUGGGAGAUGAGCCUGGGCGCGUUCUACGGGCCGGUGGCCUUCAUCGUCCUGGUGACCUGCGUGUACUUCCUGUGCAUCUACAUCCAGCUGAAGCGCCACCCAGAGAGGAAGUACGAGCUGCGUCCGGUGACGGAGGAGCAGCAGCGCCUGGCCGCGGCCGAGAUGAGCCACUGCCACACGCCCGACCCCGGGGCCCCGCCCCACCCCCACGCCCGCGCCUCCUGCCCCGCCCUCAACCCCUCCCUGCUGGCCAACGAGCACUCCUUCAAGGCCCAGCUGCGCACGGCCGCCUUCACCCUCUUCCUCUUCCUGGCCACCUGGGCCUUCGGCGCCCUGGCCGUGUCGCAGGGCCACUUCCUGGACAUGAUCUUCAGCUGCCUGUACGGGGCCUUCUCGGUGACGCUGGGCCUGUUCGUGCUCAUCCACCACUGCGCCAAACGAGACGACGUGUGGCACUGCUGGUGCUCCUGCUGCCCCGCCCGGCGACACGCCUGCCCCGGCCACGCCCACGGCCACGCCCGGCCCAAGGUCAACGUCAACGGAGACACGCAGCUGCACACGCACGCCCACAGCCACACGCACUGCCCCCUGGAGUCCCCCUGCCCGGCGACGGCCCUGCUGGGCCCCGGCCGCGGCCCCGCGGGCCCCUGCAAGCUGAGCGGCCUGCAGGCCAUGCAGAACCACGUGGCCUGCCUGUCCCCGGUCGGGCCCUGCUGCGCGGCCCUGCACAGCCAGCAGCUGCUGGAGGACGAGCCUCACGUGCACCUGCACGCGGACGCCGACGGCUACCGCGCCAACGUGCACGUGCACCGCUGCCUGAAGGGCAGGACUAAGCCGCGGCACCUGGGGGCCCGGCACCGGCCGGGCGGCGAGCGGGAGUACGCCUACCACAUCCCCUCCAGCGUGGACGGGGGCAGCGUGCACAGCUCGCACACGGACAGCCCGCACAGCACGCACGAGAGACACGCCCCGCGGCACGCCGCGCACGGCUGCCACGCCCUCUGCCACCGCCACGUGUGCUGCGCCAAGGCCUCGCUCCUCUACGGCUGCGCCAAGAUGGCCGACGAGGAGCUGGCCCACCGCGCCCGCCUGGAGAUGCUCCCGCACCCGCGCAGGCAGUCCUUCCCCCAGAACCCGUCGCCCAAUCAGAACGGCAUCCUGAAGGGCAGCAUGCACGAGGGCUUCCUGUACAGCUCGGACAGCACCGGAAACAUCCGGACUGGGCCCUGGAGGAACGAAACUACCGUGUAGUUCUGAGCCCCGACCCCCGCCCCAGACAUCCUUUUUAGGAGAAGAGAAACUCAGCAUUUCAGUACACAUGCUUUUUAUAUUAUGUCUGUUUCCGUCUGGAAUAUUUUUUUACUGUACAGAUUUCACGUUCUACUUUUCAUUCAGUUUUUUUUGUUUGUUUUGGGUUUUUUAUUUUGGCCUCCGGGUAGACAAUUGAAAUGCUUCAGACCAUUUAAUUUUCCUUUUUAGAAUUUAAAGGAUGGAGAACACAUGCAUAAAGAAAUGACCUUUCAUUUGAAGUAUUUUUAUAACUACAUAAAUAUAAAUCUAUAUGAAGAGUGUGAGUGUGAGUGUGAGUGUGUGUAUGUGUGUGUGUGUGUGUGUGUGUGUCUGUGUGUAUCAUUGCAGAUAAAAGUAUUAAAAGUAGAUUCUCUCAUUCCUUGCGUUACUGAAGUAUGGCAUGUGUUCUCAGUACUCUGAGAGAUGUCAGUGUAUCUAUAUGAGACCAACACACCAGCAAUUUAGAAUCAUUCUUUAAAUGAGCAUACUAUAUACUGUGAACAGUAACUGAAAAUAUAUUCAUAACUAUACUAAAAGUACAUCGCUUUUAUGCAGGCCAGGCAGGUAUGUUGAAACUAAAAUGCCUGUUUUAAAAUGGCCUCUCAAUGCCUGUUCAGUGUCUGUCCAGUCAGCUACAGCCGAAUACCCCUUCUGUGAAUAUUGAUAUCUUGUCGUCCGAGAGAAUCAUUUAGUGCCAUCACUGUUAAAUCGAUGGGGUUGUGGUGCUAAAUGUCUGCCAUGUCAUGAAGUUGUAUAUUGUGAUAGACAGCAAACUGUGUAGCAUGAAGUCAGCAGACCACACCGAUGAGUAAAACAACAGUAGCCCCCACCACUUGGUUUGAUAUGGAGGACAGCGAGUGGUGCUGUGACUUCUGCAGCGAUGAAUACAACAACUGCAGUUCCACUUAUCAACAGCUCUUUUACCUGGCAUAGGUUUGCGUGUG
Molecule: messenger RNA, 5542 nt
Organism: Conger conger (European conger)
Lineage: Eukaryota; Metazoa; Chordata; Actinopteri; Anguilliformes; Congridae
Product: adhesion G protein-coupled receptor A3
Exons: 19
Coding region: 612-4559 (1315 amino acids)
Biological process (GO): cell surface receptor signaling pathway; G protein-coupled receptor signaling pathway
Cellular component (GO): postsynaptic density; glutamatergic synapse; plasma membrane
Molecular function (GO): protein binding; G protein-coupled receptor activity
Source: RefSeq, a predicted model, not a curated record